UUUGCCGGGACUUCGCCAUCCUGGAGGAUCACACAUUGGCCCACAGCCUGCAAGAACAAGAAAGUGCUAAAUACCACCUCGCAAAUAUUUUAAAUUGCAAUAAGCUUAUAUUAAGGGAUUUACUAGAGCAGGAGGACUGCGAGAUCGCGCAGGAAAUCCAAGUCAAGCUGGUCAUCGAAGCGGAGCAGAGACGGCGGCAGGAAGAGGACGAUGAGGAUAUUGCACGGAUUCUACAGCGGAAGGAACUCCAGGAAGAAAAGAGGCGGAUGAAGCCUCCCCCCCCAGCAGAGCCUUCGAGGCACAGCCCUUACGAAGACGCUCCCUACCAAGACGGCAGAGGCACAAAAUCGAAAGGCGCGAAAGAAGCCGCUUACCAGAAACCCCGCGUGGCUGGCCAGGACCUGGAGUUCUAUGAUGCGGAGAUUGCCCGGAAGAUGCAAGAGGAAGAGCUGCUGGCCAGCCACGUGGACAAGAGGGCGGCCCAGGUGGCCCAGGACGAGGAAAUCGCUCGCCUCCUGAUGGCGGAGGAGAAGGCGGCGUACAGAAAAGCCAAGGAGCGAGAGAAGCCGUCUUUGGACAAGAGGAGGCAGGACCAGGACUGGAAGCACGAUACACAUGAGUUGGUGCACCCGAGGACCAGAGAAGGUCACGAAGGUCACAGGCACAGGAGCGACAAACCGACACGGCCACCACCGCCUCCCACGGACGACUUCGGCCACCUGGGCAGUCCGGCCGGCCCACAGAUCUCGGCUCAUCAAAGCCCCAAGCCGGACUCUUCUCAUAAAGGUUACCACUACAAGCAGUAGGCAAGCUAGACUUUGCGUUGAUACUGACUCUCUUCUGUAGCAGCUAUAACUGGAAUACGUCUGGGAGACCUUCGGAGGGGUUCCCCCCCCUCCCCCGAGGGUUCCGGAAGCUGGACGGCCUCCGCACACGAACAGUGCCUCUUUUUCUUCUGCCUGUGGGUUUCUUUCUUCUUUGUUGUGUCUCUCCUCUCUUGAGGCAGGGCAGGUAAACCUCCCCUGGAUGUAGCUGACCCAAUCCUUCCCCCCCACCCCUGCCCUGCAGGCGGAAAAUCACAUUUAACAUUUGCUCCCCUAUCUACUGUACGGGCUCUGGAGCCGUCGUCAUUUCCAUACCUGUUUGUGCAACAGGGAGGCCUAGGAACGUAUUACUGGGAGGCGCCAUGGGGGCGUUCAGAGACCGGGGGGGGGGA
Molecule: messenger RNA, 1216 nt
Organism: Gekko japonicus
Lineage: Eukaryota; Metazoa; Chordata; Lepidosauria; Squamata; Gekkonidae
Gene: CCDC50
Product: coiled-coil domain containing 50
Exons: 10
Cellular component (GO): cytoplasm
Molecular function (GO): ubiquitin protein ligase binding
Source: RefSeq, a predicted model, not a curated record